This is a messenger RNA of Geodia barretti, 1778 nucleotides long. The record is from the annotation of a GenBank genome assembly. NCBI's taxonomy places the organism in Eukaryota, Metazoa, Porifera, Demospongiae, Tetractinellida, Geodiidae.
AAUUAGAACAGGCGCUCAGGAGCAAUGGCUGCGUGUGGUGGUGGGCUCAUUCGGUUGGUACCGAGGAGAAGCCUAGCUUCUAAUGGCCUCAGACUAGUCCGAGGGCUCGGCUCAACGCCAGGAGUACGCGACUGUCUGUGGCAACCGCUGAGAAAGUCUCCGGGCACUUACAGGCACAGCCUAGCAGCAAGUCAUCCAAUUGAAAGGCUGCAGACUAGGCCACUUGGACUUCUCUCCGGUUGGUCGACUAAAGAAACGGGUCCUACAACUAAAUCAGAGGUGGUGGAAAAGGUGAAGGAAGAAAUUGCAGAUGUGUCGCCAGACAAAAUAUUUGCUGUUGUGCAUAUCAGUGGUCGUCAGUUCAAGAUUACACAGAAUGACUUGAUAGUAAUCAACAGAAUACCAGCAGAUGUAGGAGAAAGCAUCUUUCUUCAGAAGUCAGGAGGCAGCUAGGGUGAGUGCUACAGUCAUAGAGCACGGCAGGUCCGCCAAAGUCAUUGUCUUCAAGAAGAAGAGAAGAAAGAACUACAAACGAAAGAGAGGUCAUCGGCAAGAUACGACUGUCCUCAGAAUCAAUGAAAUUCACUUAUCUUCUGACAAUGUACAGUGACCUGUUGUCCACAUAUCACUGUUCUAUAAUGUAUGUAUAUAAUUGUAUAGCAGAUUUUGAGCCCUGCCUGUUGAGCUGCUGUCAUGGUAGCUCAGUGGUAGAGUUCUCUGUUCUUGUAAGAGUCCCAGCUAAGGCAGCUCCUUUUCAUUGAGAGCAGAGUGUAGUGGGAUUGAGCCUCAUCGAGAAAAGUGUUGUCCUAGUGGAAUUGUUUGAUGUGCACUCGCCAUGUAUUCACACUGUGAUUCUCCUAUACCUGUAUAUACAGUGCCAUUAAAAUUGUCACUUGACACAUUAAUACUUUGCAUCAAUGUUAAAUUUAUUAUGAGGGGGCUAGACAGUAGUCUGGAUCUUAGAGAGUGAAGGGGUGGGAUAGUGUGACGACUGGGCAUAAGAAGGUGGAGUAUCGCUAGUCAAUUCUGUCUGCUGUUCUUCUCUCGGUGUGAAGUAGACACUGGACCUCUCACUUGGCUCUUUAUUGCGGUCUUCACUGCUCAUUACUGCUGUCAUCUCUUGGUCAGAUGUAGCAGUAGCAGUAUAUUGUGGGACAUUGGUAGUUGUGAGUGUGGCCGGUCUGUCGUUGGCUGCCACCUCCGUUCUUUUCGGAGCUCUCAGUUUUGUGUGAACGGUGUGGACACAGUGGGAGACACGGCCGGGCACUCUACAGCAGUCUCUGCCUAUCAUUCUCUCACACACCGUCUUGCUUCAGAUAAUAGUUCAAGUGUAACAACAUUAUUUUCAUCACUCUCUUAUCUUACACAAAAUUCAUGUCUCUUACUAGCAGGUUUCUUUUUCAAUCAUGCCAAACUAAAAAAAUUAUCAUAGUACAUAGUACCAUACAACUCGCACAACACUCAGCAGCAAACUAUCCCCCUCGGCUUCUAGGACCACCUCAGGUCUUUGCUGGACCUCUGACUAGAGAUAUGGCGAGUUCUGUGCUAUCCUAUGAGUAAUGUAAGCCCUUCUUUCUUCACCGGGUUACCUCAGAUUUGCCUAUAUUAUAUAAUUAUACAGUGAUGGGUAAAGAUGCACAUACCUUCCAGCGAUUCUUUUUGAAUGCUCAUCACAGCAGAAACAGACGGUGCAGACACAGCAGCAACACAGGAGUAUGAUCCCCACACAAACCCCUGCUAUAAGCGCCACUGCCGAAGAACUGAGUCCUGCGUCUCCU